Blepharisma stoltei is the source of this 822-nucleotide messenger RNA. NCBI's taxonomy places the organism in Eukaryota, Ciliophora, Heterotrichea, Heterotrichida, Blepharismidae. The record is from the annotation of a GenBank genome assembly.
AUGCAGCCAGCAAGUUGUCUAUUCUGUGACAAAUCCGCAAACCCUUCCAAAACAAUCAUGAUCUACGAAAACUACAACGCCAUCAAGCCUUUAGUUUUAAAAGAGCAUGGGUUUUUCAACAACCGGUUCGGACUUUUCCAUCACGAUAGAAUCAUUUCCACACCUCUCGGCUCCAAAGUCAAAGAAGUCAAAGAAAAAGGCUACAUUUACACAUUGACCACAACUCCAGAGCUGUGAACCAAAGGGAUCAGCAUGAGGACUCAAAUUCUGUACAGAGCUGACAUAUCGAUGAUCAUAGGAAACCUCAAUAUUCGCCCUGGAAGCAUUGUGGUAGAAGCUGGGACUGGCUCUGCCUCACUAUCAAUAUCUAUCAUAAGAAGCUUACUUCCCCAUGGAAAAUUGUUUACUUUUGAGUUCAACCCAGGAAGAGCUGAAGAAGCCAAAAACGAAUUUAUUCAGUUGGGGCUUGAGAACAAUGUAGUCAGUGAGUGCAGAGAUGUCCUGGAAAAUGGAUUUUCGCAUGCUGGGUAUACAGAAGCUGAUGCUGUAUUUCUGGAUUUGCCGUGUCCAUGGAAUGCUGUGGAAAAGGCGAAAGAGAUUUUGAAAGUUGAAGGAAACCUUUGCACUUUUUCUCCUUGCAUAGAACAAGUUCAGAAAACAUGCCAAAUGCUGAGGAAGCUGGAUUUCCAAGAAAUAAAGACUGUUGAAACACUUAUAAGACCUUAUCAAGCAAGAACUAAUGAGAAAGGAAAUUUGUCAAUACAGAUGGAUGCUGAGCAGGAAAGGCUGCACACAGGCUAUUUAACAUUUGCAAUUAAAUAA